Molecule: messenger RNA, 2216 nt
Organism: Trichomycterus rosablanca
Lineage: Eukaryota; Metazoa; Chordata; Actinopteri; Siluriformes; Trichomycteridae
Gene: gprc5c
Product: G protein-coupled receptor, class C, group 5, member C
Exons: 5
Coding region: 246-1544 (432 amino acids)
Biological process (GO): G protein-coupled receptor signaling pathway
Cellular component (GO): signaling receptor complex; intracellular membrane-bounded organelle; extracellular exosome
Molecular function (GO): G protein-coupled receptor activity; protein kinase activator activity
Source: RefSeq, a predicted model, not a curated record
AACUCAAACCUGUUCGCAACAGCUUGCAGCAACACAACACUGAAUUAAAAGCCCUAAAUACACAUUUAGAAGCGUUUUAACUCUGUCUUAAAGUUGCUGCGCGUUUCUUCGACCUUAAUGCUGAAUAUGUUUCAAACAGAGAUCAGUGUGUGGUUAAAAAGUGCUCAUUAAAUCUUACUGAUCCAUCUGAAACUACGAACAACUGGAGCUCACCUUAAACUACAGACAUACAAGUGAAAUUAGCGAUGGAAUUCUUCAUUCUGAGAUCCUUCCGGGCCCUUGUUUUUCCUUUGUUUGUUGCUAUUUCAUCUCUACCUGGCACGACAGGAGCACCACGGGGUUGCGACACUGAAUUGAACUCAAUCUACUAUUACCUAUGUGACCUUGAUUCGGCCUGGGGCAUCGUGGUGGAAGCCCUCGCAGUUGCUGGAGUGUUGACGAGCUUCAUACUACUUGUGGUUCUCCUCGCCAGCCUGCCAUUCAUGCCGGAUAAAAGGAGGCGCAGGUCAUUGCCGCUCGACAUUAUCUUCGUCUUGGCCACACUGGGACUCUUUGGCUUGACGUUUGCCUUCAUCGUACGACCGAACUUUGCCACAUGCUCCUCACGACGCUUCCUGUUUGGUGUUCUUUUUGCAGCCUGCUUUUCUUGCUUGCUAAUGAAGGCGGUAAAAUUGAAUUGUCUGAGUAGGCGCAACACAGCACCCCGAGCCUGGACACUAUGCCUCGGAGCCCUGGCAUUUUGGUCGGUGGAGGUUAUCAUUAAUAUAGAAUGGAUGAUCAUCACAAUGGUUCGCUACCCCAUUAAUGAUACUGGUAUGCUGAUGCCAUGCAACAUUGCAAACAUGGAUUUUGCCAUGGCUCUCAUCUAUGUCAUGGUUCUGAUGGCAGCUGUGUUAAUGGCAUCUAUAACAGUUCUAGGGGGCAAACACAGGCGCUGGUACAAGGAUGGUCUUUUCAUUCUGUUCACUACACUGUUGUCCAUAGGCAUUUGGGUGGCCUGGAUUGUCAUGUACAACUACGGCAAUGCCAAGCAUGGCCGGCCCAUCACAUGGGAUGACCCUACGCUGGCCAUUACACUAGUGGCCAAUGCCUGGGUCUUCCUGCUGUUCUACAUGGUGCCUGAGAUAUGCCAUCUGAGUGAUGAUGGCGAUGAAGGGUCAGGCCUAAUCCAGGACAUCUAUGCUAACCACGGGGUGGGCUACGAGACUGUCCUGAAAGAGCAGAGACCACAGAAUAUUGCAAUGGAUAAUAAAGCCUUCUCUAUGGAUGAACCCAAUACAGGUCAUACACUUGUAUCUCCGUACAGUGGCUACAACGGGCAGGUCCGCAGCUCUGUGUACCAGCCCACAGAGCUCGCUCUCAUCACUAAAGGAACAGGAAAUACAUCGAUGGACUUGCAAUACGAUACUUCGAUUCCACGAGCCUCCCUCGGCAUUCCACAUGCACAGAGUCCCAGUACAAUCGCCACAUCGUCUGUACAGUCAGACAACGGACCGAAACACACUUCCAAUGGAAAUGGCUUACACUGGAAAACACAGUGGUAAUUCCAGCAGAGACCCCACCCCCCUUCUGGAUGACUGAAAUCUUUUUUCUCAAUGUAUUUCAUCAAGUUUCCACCUUGACCAUGACGCUUUUUUUUAGGCCAAAGAGACUUAAAGCUUCGUCUUGAAGUGACUUUUAAACAGACAGUGUAUGGGUGAUCAGCCCACAGUGACACUGAAAUGGAAAAUCAGCACUGGAGAUCAGACAUGAUUUAACCGUAUAGUUGAACAGUGAAUGUGGACGAUGUUCACGUAUUACUUAAUGGAUGUGUCAGCUACAGUAAUAUUAUGCUUAUCUUUACAGAAAGAAGAAAGGAUGGAUAAAAGGCCUGUUGCUGGAUUUCUAUUAUAUUACUUGACUGCCUUAUAAAUAUUUAUGUAGAGUGAGAGUGCUGGUUUGCACACACUACUCUUAAGUUAACUAGCUCACGACAUCACUUCUUUACAGUAUCUUUCACUUGAUUACCAUAUUGCCUAUAGUGCCUAUUUAAGUAAUUCAAUUCCUUUCAUUUAGUUUAUGUAAUUCUUUCUUUUUACAUUAAAUGUGUUCAGUAUUGCAACACAUUCCUCACAAUUACUUUCCCAAUGUAAUGUCUUGUACUAUGUAAUCAUUUCACCAAUGAACUGGACUGACAAAUUAUAUAUGUAUAUACACAAUAAAAAUAUUUCAAUUUA